AUGCGAUCGUCAGGAGCCCUCGCGGCGGCACUUCUGGCAUGCACUUUGCUGUGCUCCACCUCGCCACUCUUGCCCGUUCAAGGUCGAGCUAUCAGCGCGCUCUCGGAUCUGCAGCCACAAGGGUCGUGCUCGCAGCGCUCCAGCGGACUGCAAGGCUUCGACGAAGAAAGCGUGUACAGAUCAGCGCCUGCUCAGGCCCUCAGUCAUGAUGAUGGCAGGGGAGGACUAGACGUAGGCUGGGUCGAUCCAAGGGUCGGAGGAGGUAGCUGUCUCGAUGUGAGUUGCGCAAGCGCCUCUUCAUAUGCGCGAGCAACCUCAUCGAUCCAUACAUCCUUGCACACCCACAGCUGGUCGGCAAUGGCUUGCGAGAACCCAUCAAUGCCAUCAUUUCAGGCAAAUCGGAUGCGGCGGUGUUGAGCGAUGCAGGUUUGCGAGACUAUGUCCGGUGCGUCGUAAAAGCAUUCAAUUAACGCAGUAUUCGUCCAGAGCGCUCAUUGUUCCUCUUACACUACCACCACAGCACGAUUGGAUUCUCUUUCGAAUGCUUGAAUCUGCAUCUUGGUGGUUUGCAGCGGGCAGAUCUCGGCGAUGGGCAAGGUUGGCAGACGGAGCUGUUCGAGUUUAGGCAGACACAGCUUCCUGGUGCGCCCGGCAGAUGGGUAGGGGCUUGUUGGGAGAGCUUGUACGGAGGCAACCACUUCAGAGCUUGGAAGCAGAACGGAACGCUGGCUGAUUCGGGCGCUUGGUUUUUGGCUGUCUCCAAGGAGAAGGUGAGCCAGAAAAAAGUUGCCGAGGCACCUUUCACCCUCGCAGGCCUGUGUGCUCAACGCCUGUUUUUUUUGUUCCCUCAAUUCGUAGAAUCUCAAGUUUCAUCAUACCAUUGACAAGGAUGGAUACAAUGCGGGCAGGGACAUGCUGGUCGAAGCUGCACUCAAGGGGGGCAAAUGGAAGAUUUGGAAGUGGAGAGGGCAGGUAGAGUGGGUAGAAGGUCUCUUGGACGCAGGGCGACACGGUGAGUGCCUCGUCGCAUAGAACACCGCCUCGAGUCCGGCGCUAACCGAUAGUAUGCCUUUUGCCGUGUCGCUACAGGUAUCAACCAUAAUGUGUCGCAGGAUGGAAGGGUAGCUGUGAUUACGGUGGAUAGAGUCAUCGACAUUGGCUUUGGCAUCCAUCCGAGCUUGUCAGUCCAACUGCAGAGCUCGAGUCCGCUGUACGGUCUGCUCGAGUCUGUCUACUACGUGCUGGAUCGCGCCAUCUACCAAGUCUUAGGCUCGGUGUUGAACUGA
Ceraceosorus bombacis is the source of this 1286-nucleotide messenger RNA. The record is from the annotation of a GenBank genome assembly. Lineage: Eukaryota; Fungi; Basidiomycota; Exobasidiomycetes; Ceraceosorales; Ceraceosoraceae.